This is a messenger RNA of Nerophis lumbriciformis (worm pipefish), 963 nucleotides long. RefSeq names its product tetraspanin-8-like. NCBI's taxonomy places the organism in Eukaryota, Metazoa, Chordata, Actinopteri, Syngnathiformes, Syngnathidae. Gene Ontology annotation, cellular component: membrane. The record is from RefSeq and is a predicted model, not a curated record.
GAGGAUCGUCGCCAUCUUCAGGACUGAAGAACAAGCGGACGGCAGUCACCUGAGGACAAAACAAGCAGGACGCCGGGAGACAAAAUGGGGAGAGUGAACAUUUGGGUGAAAAGGAGUUUCAUCGUGGUGGCAAGUCUGAUGGUGGUCAUUGGCGCUCUGAUGUUGGCAGGCACUCUGUUCAUCCAUGGCCACUACCACCGCGAUGAGCAGAUCGAGGACAUGAUCGUGGGCAUACGCGCCGUUUACGCCAUUUCUAUCAUCGUGCUGCUCUUGCCCAUCAUUGGCUUGUAUGGCGUCUGCAAGGAGAAGAGAUGGGUCAUCAUUGUGUUCACCGUUGGAAUCAUCCUGUGCAGCCUGUUUGUGCUUUACAGUGGAAUCAACGUGCUGGUGGUGCGCCCUAUGGUGGUCCAAAACAUGCACGCGUAUUACAUGAACAUGCAGCCCAUCCGCAACGCCACUGACGUCGACCUCAAGAUUCUGCACGAAACACAAAUCCAAUUGGAGUGCUGUGGCGUGCAGCAGGGCUACCAAGAGUGGGGCUACGACAUCCCAGAGUCCUGCUUGUGCGUCGACAACUCUACCAGCUCAUGUGUGGCCGCGCCAAAGAACAGCAGCCUGUUCAAGACCAUGGACGCUGUGAUGAUUUAUGAAGAGUCAUGUCUCCCAAGCAUCGUGUACAACAUAGACGUGUCUGUCAACAUAGCCAUGGGCUUCUCAGCGGGCUUGAUUUUACUUUGGACGUUGUCCUGUGUGCUGAGCGUGGUCGUCUUGUGUCAACUGAAACCCAAAAAGGACACGCCCACCGUCGCUUACAGUCGAGAGGCCAAAACUGGCAACUACGCCGUCCUCACGGAACCGGCGGAGCUCCCCUGAUCAAUAUUUGAUCACUGACAAAUGUUCAAUGUGUGAUACGAAAGCUUACUUUUAACUUCAUACGCAAAAUAUGAAGCUUUUUUUUUUUUU